This is a messenger RNA of Monoraphidium neglectum, 555 nucleotides long. RefSeq names its product Sporulation protein RMD1. The record is from RefSeq and is a predicted model, not a curated record. Bases 1 to 555 code for a protein of 184 amino acids. The transcript has 9 exons. NCBI's taxonomy places the organism in Eukaryota, Viridiplantae, Chlorophyta, Chlorophyceae, Sphaeropleales, Selenastraceae.
AUGGGGUACGGCGUGGUGUGCACCUGGGGCCUGAGUCAGCUGCGGGAGCAGGAAGUGGUGCAGCUGGCCAAGAAGUGCGCGGAGGAGCCGCUGUCGAUGGAGGAGGUCGAGAUCGACCAGUUCCAAUUCGUGUACAGCGUCCACGACCCCCCCUCCAUGAGUAAUGACAGCAUAACAAUCAACAGGCGGCAGGCUGCAGACCACCAGGUCAAGCUCGCCAUUUGCCACGCGCUGGCGCAGUCGACCAAGUUGUGUGUGUAUGAGGAGCGGGUGAUAGACCUGGUGAUGAGCACAAAGCACCUUCCGCAGCACAUGGCGGAGCACGGCACUGUACGGAUCAGCGCCAAGGAGGUGGCGCAGCUCAUAGGGCAGGUCUUCCUGCAGCGGUCGGCGGUCAACCUGCUCAGCUCAGUGCUGGACACACCAGAGUUCUUCUGGUCAGCGCCAGACGCAAUGCAGGUGCUGUAUGAGAGGGCGUGUGAGUACCUGGAGCUUGAGACCCGGGUGGAGGUGCUCAACGCACGCUUCGAGGUGGGCGGGGCCCAUCACGCCUGA